This is a messenger RNA of Lolium rigidum, 2697 nucleotides long. RefSeq names its product phosphatidylinositol 4-phosphate 5-kinase 9-like. The transcript is spliced from 8 exons. The coding region runs from base 1 to 2460 and encodes 819 amino acids. The record is from RefSeq and is a predicted model, not a curated record. Lineage: Eukaryota; Viridiplantae; Streptophyta; Magnoliopsida; Poales; Poaceae. Gene Ontology annotation, biological process: phosphatidylinositol metabolic process. Gene Ontology annotation, molecular function: 1-phosphatidylinositol-4-phosphate 5-kinase activity; ATP binding.
AUGACACCCCCUGUUGUGGCCAAUGGCCUUGGGGCCUGCACUCACUCUCCAGGAACAAAUGGAGGACCAAACCAUCCCAAUGCUGCUGCAUCCAGAACAACUUCCCCCGGCGGCCCUAGAGCCGGAGAGGUCACGCUCCCCAACGGCGACAUCUACUCCGGCAUGCUUCUAUCGGGCGGCGACAUCCCCGAGGGCAUGGGCCGGUACGUCUGGUCCGGCAGCUCCUGCGUGUAUGAGGGCGGGUGGCGGCGAGGGAUGAGGCAUGGCUGCGGGAGAACCCUAUGGCCGUCGGGGGCUGUCCACGAGGGUGAGUACUCCGCUGGGUACAUGGACGGCGAAGGGACAUACAUCGGCAGCUCCGAAAGCUCUUUGUCCUCCUACAAGGGAGGAUGGAAGCUGGACCGCAAGCACGGCCAUGGCGUCCAGAUGUAUUGCAACGGUGACAUGUACGAAGGUCCCUGGGUCCAGGGCCAGAUGGAGGGCCAUGGCUGCAGGUACACGUGGGCCAACGGUACAACCUACGUCGGCGCCAUGAGGAACGGGCUCAUGUCUGGCAAAGGGGUGCUCACGUGGAGCACCACCGGGGACUCAUUUCAGGGGAACUGGCUCGACGGUGCAAUGCACGGGUACGGGCUGUACACAUGGCAAGACGGCGGUUGCUAUGUCGGAACAUGGACCAGAGGGUUCAAGGAUGGCAAGGGCACGUUCUAUCCUAAAUGUUCCCGGGUUCCCGCAGCCCAUGAGCUCUACAUCGACGAGCUGAGGAAGAGAGGUGUGCUACCAGACAUCUGCAACAUCCUCCAGCACCAUUCAGAUCAAGAGUCCGUAGCGGUAGGUGCUAGUUUUCUGUCCAGGAGAAACCGGAGUUUUGAGCACCGGCCUCCUUCGAAGAAGAGGCCAUCUUUGCAGAGGCGCUGGAGCAUCGGGGUAUCCGUCGAGAGAAUUACCAGGCAUGAACCUGGUGUUGGUGGUUCUGACAAAACAAAUGGAUGCGAAGACACGGCUGGUUCUAACAGCUUCCCGAUACUCGAGAGGGAAUACGCGCAGGGCAUUCUGAUCAGUGAGGUCGUGCUGAAUAACAAGACCUUCCCGGAGUCAUCCAAGAAACUGAGGCGUCGACAGAGUAAGAUGAUGAGGGAUAUCAAGAGGCCCGGAGAGGCGAUCAUUAAAGGGCACAGGAGCUAUGACCUGAUGCUCUGUCUGCAGCUUGGAAUCAGGUACACCGUUGGGAAGAUUACGCCGAUUCAGAGGCGUGAAGUGCGAACUUCUGAUUAUGGCCCCAAGGCUAGUUUCUGGAUGAACUUCCCCAAAAAAGGAUCACGCCUUACCCCUUCACAUCGUGCUGUAGAUUUUAAGUGGAAGGACUACUGUCCGAUGGUUUUCAGAAAUUUGAGGGAGAUGUUCAAGAUUGACACAGCUGAUUAUAUGAUCUCCAUCUGUGGAAGUGAUGCUCUCAGGGAGCUAUCUUCUCCUGGAAAGAGUGGAAGUAUCUUUCUCUUAUCGCAAGAUGACCGGUUUAUGAUCAAGACUCUUCGGAAAUCGGAAGUGCAGGUUCUUUUGCGUAUGCUUCCACACUAUUAUCGCCAUGUCCGUACUUACGAGAACACACUUAUAACUAAAUUUUUUGGCCUCCACAGGGUGAAACCUUCCAGCGGUCAAAAGUUCAGAUUUGUAGUGAUGGGAAACAUGUUCUGCACAGAACUUAGAAUUCAUCGAAGAUUUGAUUUGAAAGGUUCAUCUUUGGGCCGCUCUACUGACAAAAUCAAAAUCGAUGAGAACACGACACUGAAAGACUUGGAUCUGAACUAUUCAUUUUAUCUUGAGCCUUCUUGGCGGGAUUCUUUGCUCAAGCAGAUUGAGACGGACAGCGAAUUUCUGAGGAAUCAGGGUAUAAUGGAUUACAGUUUACUUCUUGGUUUUCACUACCGGGCUCGUCAAAACCUACAAAGAGGAGCAUCGUUCCAUGAAAGCAUUUUGCCAGAUAAACUACCCGUUCUUUCAGAACAAGAUGCUGUGGAGGAAGAUUCCGCUUGUAACUACCGAGAAGGGCUAGUUUUGGUGCAGCGGGGUGGCGACCAAAAAAGCAAAGUUGCUGUCGGACCACACAUAAGGGGAAGCCGCCUACGUUCGUCCUCUGCUUGUUUCGAGGAAGUAGACCUCUUGCUUCCAGGCACAGCAAGGCUUCAGAUCCAGCUAGGGGUGAACAUGCCCGCAAGAGCGGAGAAAGAAGAGAAACAGGCAGAAGAUGAUGGCAAAUCGUUCCGUCAGGUGUAUGAUGUGGUGCUCUACAUAGGGAUCAUUGACAUCCUGCAGGAGUACAGUAUGAGGAAGAAGAUGGAGCAUGCCUACAAGUCCAUCAAGUAUAACCCCUUGUCGAUAUCCGUCGUCGAACCUCGGUUCUACUCGGAGCGCUUCCUCAAGUUCAUCCACACCGUCUUCCCUCAAAACUUAUCCAGCUAAUGAUAAUUUAUCUUUCUUUCCUCCUCCCUGGCAAGAAAACAUAUGUAAAAAACAAUUCAAGGAAAUGCCUUUGCUGUAGUGAUGUACAUGUGUAUGCUUUGAGGUGGCUGGAAGAAGCAAUGCGCAUGUCCUUAAAAAAAGAAACAACGUGUGUAUUUGUCAAAAGCAACGUUGACAAAACUAGGCAGCGGUGAGUGCUCCAUUAUGCAUGCAUGGAUUUCGUUGGGUUUUCUGUCA